This is a messenger RNA of Aphanomyces astaci, 594 nucleotides long. RefSeq lists its product as hypothetical. The transcript is spliced from 3 exons. The record is from RefSeq and is a predicted model, not a curated record. Bases 1 to 594 code for a protein of 197 amino acids. Lineage: Eukaryota; Oomycota; Saprolegniomycetes; Saprolegniales; Verrucalvaceae.
AUGGUAUCAACGUUUACCGACCUGCCAGCCAAGACCCCGCUGGCAGGAUUUGUACACCCAACGUCCAAUGAAGUAGACGUUUACGUCGCGGACUGGCUUGUCGAUGUCUGUCAGAAACAUGUGACGGGCCUCCAAGUGGCGCUUGAAGAAAUACAUCGCAACGUCGCGGUGCGAAGCGAUAAGUUGCGCCAGAAAGCGCGUGGACGCCGCGACCGAAAAUCCCAAGUCAAGUUUGCCGGUUUUUCGGUUGGCGAUUUUGUACUCGUGGGGUUGGUCGUCAACCGUCCAACAAAAUUGGCCCUGUAUUGGCGCGGACCCUGCCAAGCGACCAGAGUCAUCACAGAUCAUGUGAUGGAGACUCAACUGCUGGUGUCACCGUACGAAGUCACGGCCCAUCCUGCGUGCCGAUUGAAGAUGUACUACGAAGGUGAUCGGGAGGUGACCGAAGUUCUCGAGGCGCAGAUCGCGUUUGGCGAUGGCAGAUUUCAUGUGGAGCGGCUGGACAAAGCGCCCUACGUAUUUCGCAAGUGGGCGGAGGCCAACAAGGAAGACCCGGCCGUGGCUGCCCUCAUCAAGACAUUGGACUUUCCGUAG